Molecule: messenger RNA, 342 nt
Organism: Elephantulus edwardii (Cape elephant shrew)
Lineage: Eukaryota; Metazoa; Chordata; Mammalia; Macroscelidea; Macroscelididae
Gene: DYNLT1
Product: dynein, light chain, Tctex-type 1
Exons: 5
Coding region: 1-342 (113 amino acids)
Biological process (GO): microtubule-based movement
Cellular component (GO): cytoplasmic dynein complex; cytoplasm
Molecular function (GO): dynein intermediate chain binding
Source: RefSeq, a predicted model, not a curated record
AUGGAGGACUUCCAGACUUCCGAGGAGACUGCAUUCGUUGUUGAUGAAGUGAGCAACAUUAUAAAGGAGGCGAUCGAGAGCGCGAUUGGCGGGAACGCGUACCAGCACAGCAAGGUCAACCAGUGGACCACCAACGUGGUGGAGCAGACGCUGAGCCAGCUCACCAAGCUGGGCAAGCCCUUCAAGUACAUCGUGACCUGCGUCAUCAUGCAGAAGAACGGGGCCGGGCUGCACACGGCCAGCUCCUGCUUCUGGGACAGCUCCACCGACGGGAGCUGCACUGUGCGGUGGGAGAACAAGACCAUGUACUGCAUCGUCAGCGCCUUCGGCCUGUCUAUCUGA